CAUGAUGUCCUUCCCGUGGAUCGAGUCAAGUUGGUUCCCCGUAGCUCCGCUCCUACUAGGGUUCCUGCCUGGCCGAUGCCCUUCCGCCUCCCGGAGCUCCUCCGCUGUCUGCGCCGCUCGACUGCCGGUCUACGCUGCCAUAUUUGCAACAUGGCCGGACUUCUAUCUUCAGAUAAAGUCGUAACACCGAGUACUACGCGGAUCGGUUGGAUCGGGACAGGCGUCAUGGGCCGGUCUAUGGCCGGUCAUCUCCUCUCUGCCGGUUACUCACUGACCGUUUUCAACCGGACCUCCUCUAAGGCCCAGGCCCUGCUGGACCGAGGCGCUAAGCUAGCUGGCUCCCCGGUCGACGUUGCACGCGCCAGUGAUGUCGUCUUUCUCAUCGUCGGCUAUCCCUCCGACGUCCGGCGAGUCGCCCUCGAUCCAUCUAAAGGAGUUCUUUCUGGCCUGGCUCCUGGCUCCGUCCUCGUUGACAUGACCACAAGCGACCCGGCCCUAGCCGCCGAGAUCGCCGAUGCUGCUCUAGCGGUGUCUUGUGCGGCGGUGGAUGCUCCAGUAUCGGGCGGCGACCGUGGGGCCCGUACCGGAACUCUCUCCAUAUUCGCCGGAGGCGACAAGUCCGUCGUCCAGAAGCUUGAGCCGCUGUUCGGUUGUAUGGGCACGGUAACCUACAUGGGACGACCUGGGCAAGGCCAGAGAACGAAACUUGGGAAUCAGAUCGCAAUCGCAUCAACAAUGGUGGGGCUGGUGGAAGGGAUGGUGUAUGCCCACAAGGCUGGGCUCGACGUUGAGAGGUGGAUGGACGCAAUUUCUACUGGCGCAGCUGGGUCAAAGUCGCUCGACCUAUACGGAAAGAGGAUCUUGAAGAGGGACAUGGAGGCUGGGUUCUACGUACACCACUUCGUGAAGGAUCUUGGCAUUUGCUUGAAGGAAUGCCAGAGCAUGGGACUAGCAUUGCCAGGUUUGGCGUUAGCGCAUCAGCUGUAUGUCUCACUCAUGGCUCACGGAGAGGGAGAACUAGGGACUCAAGCACUAAUUUUGUCCAUUGAACGACUCAACAAUACCCGUUUGGAAGGAGAGCCAAAGCCAGACACACACUCGGCAUGAACUCUGGUUUUGGAGUUAAAAUCAUUUCCUUGCUUUUAGCCUAAUCUUAUUCCUUGAUAUGUGUUUGUUUGAAUGCUUAUGUGAUUCCUGUUUAAUAGUUUCGAACAAUCUUCCUGUUUCUCUCAAUAUUAUCUGCUGGUUUAGGUGCAAUUUAUUUGGUAAUAAUGUUAUGUAAUUGCACUGUCUUUGAAAUGAAGACUAUUGUUCCAGUUUU
Zingiber officinale is the source of this 1321-nucleotide messenger RNA. Its product is annotated as probable 3-hydroxyisobutyrate dehydrogenase-like 1, mitochondrial. The coding region runs from base 76 to 1107 and encodes 343 amino acids. Gene Ontology annotation, molecular function: NAD binding; NADP binding; oxidoreductase activity. The transcript has a single exon. The record is from RefSeq and is a predicted model, not a curated record. Lineage: Eukaryota; Viridiplantae; Streptophyta; Magnoliopsida; Zingiberales; Zingiberaceae.